Messenger RNA from Psammomys obesus (fat sand rat), 7406 nucleotides. It is a transcript of the gene Lonrf3, whose product is annotated as LON peptidase N-terminal domain and ring finger 3. NCBI's taxonomy places the organism in Eukaryota, Metazoa, Chordata, Mammalia, Rodentia, Muridae. The record is from RefSeq and is a predicted model, not a curated record. Gene Ontology annotation, molecular function: protein binding; metal ion binding. The transcript is spliced from 12 exons. Bases 153 to 2591 code for a protein of 812 amino acids.
GCAUGGAGCUCCGGAAGGCCAGGCAGAGGGGGGCGCAAGGCAAUCCAGCAUUCAUGGCAGCGCAGAUCGCUUCCAGCCGGUGCUCUUUCCUGCUAGUUUCUUGUUCCUAGACGCCUCUCCCACACCAACAACCUCCGCAGUUCCCUCUCUCAAUGGAUUCAUUUCAGACUGCACAGACGUUGAGCUUGCCCGCCGAGCUAGGCAGCAACAACUUAGAACUGACGGAGCUGGCGGAGCCGGAAGAGCGGGAGGCAUCAGUGGCCGGUGGAGACUUAGCAGCUCACCGGGAGGCGACUCCCGAGAGCUCUGAACCUCCCCUGACUCAAGAGCUGGAGCAAACACAUCCUCCUCCCGGGACCUCGACGCCACCAGAGUGCAAAGUCCUGCUCACACAGGCAGACGCCUUGGCAUUCAAUGGGCGCCUUCGGGAAGCCCUCGAGGUGUACAGACAGCUCUCCCAGAGGCAUCAGCUAGUAGCAGAGCAGCUGGAGCAGCUGGUGCGCUGCCUGGCGGAGAGCGUCCCGCAAAAGGAGAUGGUGGCGCCAGCUCCCUCUGACCAGAGCUGCACUUCAAGCUGCUGCAAGGCGGCCAUGGAAAAGGCAGGGGAGGCUGCUGCCGUGGCCCCCGAGGUAUGGGAUGGCUUUAAGUGCCGGAAGUGUCACGGAUUUCUCUCGGACCCUGUGUCCUUGUGGUGCGGCCACACCUUUUGUAAACUGUGCCUGGAACGUGGGCGGGCCGCCGAUAGGCGCUGCGCGCUGUGUGGGGUCAAGCUCUCAGCUCUCAUGGUGGCCAGUGGGAGGGCACGCGAGACGCGGCGGGCUGGGCAGCAGGCGCCACUGCAACUGAGAGUCAACGUGGUACUCAGCGGCCUUCUGGGCAAGUUGUUUCCGGGCCCCGCGCGGGCGUCACAACUCCGGCAUGAGGGCAACCGGCUGUAUCGUGAGCGCCAGGUGGAGGCAGCUCUGCUCAAGUACAACGAGGCAGUUCGGCUGGCUCCAAAUGACCAUUUGCUUUAUAGCAAUCGGUCUCAAAUUUAUUUCACCUUGGAAUCUCAUGAGGAUGCACUGCACGAUGCAGAAAUAGCAUGUAAACUCCGGCCAAUGGGUUUUAAGGCACACUUCAGAAAAGCACAAGCAUUAGCCACCCUAGGCAAAGUGGAGGAAGCACUCAGAGAAUUUCUCUACUGUGUAUCCCUUGAUGGAAAGAACAAGAGAGCCAGAGCUGAAGCUCAAAGGCUUCUCUUUAGUUUCUUUUCACCAUCAGUCCCAGGGGAUUCUCAGGAACAUUCUCCCGAUAUCCUGAAGCUGUUGGCACCUCACCCUAGAUUAAAGGAACACGUAGAGUCAAUGGCUACUGAAGGCACCAGCCAUAAUCUACCAAAGUUGUCACAGGAAAAUCUGGAGCUUCCACAUUGUUCUAGUCAGGAGGAAGCAGCAGCUAGGGAAGACAGCAGCAGCCCAGUGAACUCAAUUCAAGUAAAGGUGGGUAGUCAAGAAGACGGUGAGAAAGAGCAGGAAGAAAAGGAGCAGGAUGCUGCCCCCAUCAGGACCGGCAAAUGCCAGAAAAAGAAAAGAAACCAUUGCCAAAUUGAAAUCCAAGAAGACAUGGAAUUGCCUAAUAAAGUCUUCAAACAAGAUCUUCCUGCUGAUCAGGUGGCCAAACCAGAUCUCAGUAUUCCACUUGCAUCUUUUGAUGCAUCUGACCUUGAAUGCUCACUGUGUAUGAGAUUAUUCUAUGAGCCAGUCACAACACCUUGUGGGCACACUUUUUGCUUGAAAUGUCUUGAGAGAUGCCUAGAUCACAAUGCAAAGUGUCCACUGUGCAAAGACGUUCUUUUCCAGUGUUUGCCAUCAAGAAAAUAUAGCAAAAAUGUAAUAAUGGAAGAACUAAUAGCUAAAUUCCUGCCAGAAGAACUCAAGGAGCGAAGGAGGCUUUAUGAAGAGGAAAUGGAAGAACUUUCUAACUUAAACAAGAAUGUGCCUAUUUUUGUGUGUACCAUGGCCUAUCCCACUGUUCCUUGUCCCUUGCACAUCUUUGAGCCUUGUUACCGUCUGAUGAUUCGGAGAUGUAUUGAGACAGGCACGAAACAGUUUGGAAUGUGUCUUGGAGAUCCUGUCAAAGGAUUUGCAGAAUAUGGCUGCAUCUUAGAGAUCAGAAAUGUCCAGUUCUUUGCUGAUGGAAGAUCGGUAGUUGACAGCAUAGGCAAGAGGCGCUUCAAGGUGCUCCAUCAGGGCCAGCGGGAUGGCUACAACACAGCUGACAUUGAAUACAUCGAAGAUCAAAAGGUGCAGGGAGAAGAUUGUGCUGAACUUAUGGGAUUACAUAACUGUGUCUAUGAACAAGCAUCAUCAUGGUUUCAUUCGCUCAAAACAUCUCUGAAGAAUAGGAUACUAAGUCAUUUUGGUCCAAUGCCAGAAAAGGACGAAGAUCCUCAGGUUAAUCCAAAUGGUCCAGCCUGGUGCUGGUGGACAUUAGCGGUUCUUCCCCUGGAAAGCAGGGCUCAGCUUCCCUUCCUAGCAAUGAGGUCCUUAAAGGACAGAUUGAAUGGUAUUCGACGAAUCCUGGCCUUUAUAUCCAGAAACCAAAAUUAAUGGGACCGGAUUGCGGAAGAGGAGUUUCUACCCUCCCUACUGCCCCAGAACAAUGUUCUUGCAAAUACAUCUAAUUGCAAUAACACCUUAUCAGAAGAUGGUACCCUAGAGAGAUGUUACUCUACUUUUUGACCACACAGAAAUUGAAUAGAAAGGAUUUGACCUGUUUGACUUUCUGUCUUCAGAUGCUUCUUGACACACUGCACUACCACACAAACCACAGAGGUGUGGAAGAGCCCCCCAAAAGCUGAUGUUUAGCAUCAAUUUUUCUGAGUGUUGAAAGUGAUUUGUCUUUCAAAGCUGAGUGACUGUAUGGUUGAAAUGUGAAGGAGAGAUACUAACAUCACUACAUUCUUUCACUGACUUGAGGUCUUAUUUCAAAUGGUUCAGGUUUUAUAGAGCAUUGUGUAAAAUAAUGUUCAUACUUCUUUCUGUUUUAAUAAUUUAUUUUUUGCACUACUGUAUCCUUUUUCUACAUGUACGUUUGUAACUAUUUAAGUGUACAUUACUGAAAAAUUCAUUGCUUUAUUUAUUGAUGUGGUUGACUAUGUAUGUAGGGGGAAUAAUAGUACUAAAUAUGUGCAGUGUUUUUUUCUUUACUCAGUUUUUGCUGAAUUAAUACCAGUUCUUGAGCUCCUUUUAUAUAGCUCAUAUCUAUCCUAAUGGACUAAGUUUAAAAGAACUUCAGAAGGAUUCUAAGGUAUUUAUCUUCACAGAUUCCACUUUUUCUGACUGAAUUAAGCAAUAGAAAAUAUUUAAUUGAUUUGGCAUAGAUUGGGACAUGUGCCAGAGUAAAGUAAAAGAAUCCAUUUUUUUUUGUGUGCGUUAAAUACAGGAUAAGGCUGAAAGAAGUAUUCAAGAACAGAGAGAUGAAGUAGAAGUGUCUUUUAUUACAAUCUGUUAUAGGUAUUUGUUUCAGGAAAUCUGAUUAGAAAUGUGUUAAUUUCUCCCCAGUGCAGUUAGGGAUAAGAUUAAUACUUACCAGUUUUUUCAGAGAUAUGGCUUUCGGUUUGACCUGCCUAUCCCACAUCUUCUCAUAGUUCUGAGGAUCAAAACAUGUACCAACAUGCGCUGAAAUACUCGAGAGACUGUUUCUUUUCUAAAGUGUAAAGAAAUCAGGUAGGUUAGAACCCCUAAAGAUACAGAGGGUGAAUCCAUGAUUUUAUGUAAACACUGCCUUCCCUCCUGGUAACCAUGGGCCAAAGAUUUCGACGCAGGGAGAGAAAAGACAGGAAAGAUGUAGGAGUAGCAUUCAUCAGGUUGCUUAGUGCUAGCAGGAGUCUUUCCAUGUCAGAGAAACCUGAAAAAUCGAAUGUUAAAAUGACAAAGGAGAAAAUGAGAGUCAGGAAAAGUGAAUUGUCACAUUUUGAUUCUUAUGCAAACCACUCCCAGGUGGUCUGUUAUUCACAUAUAGUCCCUCCACUCUGUUAACAGGUGAGAGAGAGAAAGAGAGAGAGAGAGAGAGAGAGAGAGAGAGGAGAAAAAGAGAGAAUAAGUCUGGGUUCUUCUAUAACCACCAGAAACAUGAAAGAGGUGGUGUGUGUGUGUGUGUGUGUGUGUGUGUGUGUGUGUGACAGAGAGAGAAAGAGACAGAGAGAUAUGCUUGCUAAAUGCUAUAAAGAGACUCCUGUAAGUAAAAUGCAAAUGCUCAUCUGCACUUGCUUAAUGGAAUAAUGUGGGUUGGUGAAGAAUGCAAGUGAUUGGAAUGUAAAUACAGGAGGGGAUACCACCCAAGUUAAGUCUAGAGGGCUCAGAGAGUGGAAAACUGCCACCUGCCACCCAACCAUAUGAUCAUGGCAAACUCUUAGUGGUAUGGUUGCUUCCUAUUCUAUAGUGCAAACAUAACAAAGAAGGUCAAAAGCAUCUUCACUUACUACAAUAUGUUACUUAGGCAAGUAAUUUAACUUUCAUUGAGCCUCAGUUUUCUUAUAUAUGAAAUUACUCUUGUGCGUGCUAAAACUGGAAUGAUACAGAGAAGACAAGCAUGGCUCCUUCACAAGGAUGGUAUGCAAAUUUGGAUACUGUUCUACAUAUUUUAUUAAAAGAUAAAAUGGUGGCGAUAUUAAUAGCAUAUAGGCUUGUUAGGAACAUUAAAUGGGACAUGUCAGAAAUUACUUAACACAGUGCCUUGAUGAUGGGAGAUAUUUGUUAAGCUAUAACUAUUAUCAGCCAUGUUGCAGAAUAUCAUCAAUGGUCUGCAGUUGCAUGAAGCACUGCCUUUACUUGCAAUACUCAUUAGCAGCAGCUAUAAGCUUGAUUGGGAAUAUCCAAACCACUGAUUCUUGGACCACAAUUUGAUAGUUUGCAAGUAACUCCUAUUGGGGUUAAGACUGGGAAAGUAGGGCUGGAGAUACAGCUAGGUUGCUAGUGUUUGCCUUACAUGCAUGGGGCACUGUGUUCUCCAUCCAGUAGUGUAAAAAAAAAAAAAAAGAUGUAAGGGAAAUAAAGAUUGGAGAGCAAUUGAGGGUUAGAGGUAGGGACUAAUUUCUAUGCCAUGAAGAUGGUUCCCAUUUUUAAUAAGGGCUAAAAAAAAUAGUGUUAUAUUGGUGGCAUCUAGAAUUUCUGAUAGAAUGGAAGCUUAAGUUCGGACUUCAUAAAAAUAACCUUCCCUGUUCUUCAAAAUGUGUUGAGAAUCUCAACUAUAUCAGAAUAAUUAGAUUUCACCAGCUAUGGUUUUUGUACAUAGUCUAUGGUAUUUCUUUAUGCUGCCUCAAAUAACAGGCUCUACAAAUGAUGUGUUGAGAACCUAUCAUGUACCAGGUACUAAACUGAGUGGUCUCACUCACCUCAGCACAUGAAUAACCUUUUAGACAGCACUGUUAACCCCACAUAUGGAUACAAACAGAGGGGCUCAGCAAUUUUAAAGAAUAUGCUUAUGUAACAUGUUCAUUAAGUGGCAAAGCUUGAUGCUGUACCCAUCACAUAGCAGAUCGAGGAAUUUGGUUUCCUGAUAAAAUUCCAUUGAUAAAAGGGUACCCAAUUUGAGCACUUGUAAAACUUGGCUGGACUAAAUAGCACUUUCCUCUGAGCAGUCUAGAUCCAUGUUGAGCUGGAGAGCCAGCUCAUGUUGCAGUAAUAGCAAGAAGUAGAAUAGUAGGUUUUGACUUUCUUUGGAAUGUAUAUGGGUAGGAUAAUUGUUGAUCGUGACCAUUUUUAACAUUUGCAGAUGGGUUCUGUUUCUAAGCGCAGUCAUGAGAAGUAUAGAGAUAAAAGCUAAACCUCAAGUGGAAGGACAAGAUUCCUCCUUGUAGACAGUGCCACUUUCUUGAGUUAGUCUUCCUUUCUAUGUGACUUCAUGAUUGACUCAGCUCUUUCCUUGUAAAUUAAUUUCUGUGUGUGUAUGUAUUUAUGUGUGUGUAUGUAUGUAUGUAUAUGUAUGUAUGUGUGUGUGUAUGCAUACACACAGUACACUAGGUAGCAAGCAGACCUUAUGCCUUUCUGUUUUGUACCAUACUAUUGCUGCUAGCUAAAAACCAGCAAAAUGUAGAAAGUGAAAUAGGAAGAAACUACUUUUCGGUGGAUAAUUUGAAGAAAAGGAUGCUUGCACCUCACUUUGGGGGGGGUGCAAAGAAUUAUUCCAAUAGCUUGCCUUUUCUGAAGGCCAACUGCUUCAGUUCAGUGCUGCCUCAGUAGCAGGGUUGAGUUACGAUGGCACAUGUGGUGCUGCCAUCUCUACCUGUGGAGCUGGCCUGGGUUCAGGUAAACUCCUGUGACUAACCACAGAAGCCUCAGAGCUCCCAUGCCUGGGUCACUGCACCCAGAGGUCUCUUACUGUCAACAGGUUGUGUCCUGUUAAUGGACUGUAACCCCCCCCCCAGGGCCUGCAUUCCCUGUGCCAACUCCAUUUCCAGCAUGUGAAUUUUAGCCAUUGAUUCAUUCCUUGAGUUCCCAGCUUGUGAAAUGUGUGUCCAUUUCUACUCAUCAAGGUAGAAAUGGGCAGUUUGUAAGCUUGUUUUUGAAUCUAAGGAAUGAGGUUUUAAUUCUGGAUCGAAGAUAGCUCUGAAAAGCAAACAGGGCAUAGGCUUGGCUUUCUGGUGUUUAUAAUGUACAGAGGACAGGGAGGAAAAGGAGCUAUACACAAUCUACACAUUCAAUUCAUUUUAGAAUGAUAGAUCCUGCUCACUCUAGUGCUUAGUCACUUAGUAAUCUGGAUUGUGCACAUCCAGAGGUGAAAUGAAGAAGUGGGUGUUUUCACUUAGAAGUGGGUGUUUCCAAACAUGUUAAUUAACCUCCAGAAAGAAGUGCCUGGAACUGCUGUUCCUGGUGUUACUUUAAAGCUUUUGCUUCAUGACUUUGUAGCAUUUAAAAACUGUUUGCAGCCACAAAUGUGAUUAACAGAAGUUUACAAAGCAAUACUGUACCUUAUGCAUUAUCUUAAAAGUCUGUGGACCUCCAUCUAUUGUUCAAGCAAUGAUGACAACCAGUAAGAUAAAGAGACAGCAAACGGUUCAGUGUGGCCCCAUUGGCUGAUGUUAGAUAAACUAGUUCAUUCUUGUGUGCAGUUCUUUGUAAUGCCAGGAUUAAAACAUCAAGCAAACCACUUAAACAGUGGCAAGCGAGUAUGUGUGUCUGGUUUCCAUUUGUUUGUUAAGCAGCCAUUUUACUUUUACACAGUCAUGAGUUGAAGGGAAAUUAAGAUAACACUCCCUCCCCACCAAUGCUAUUCAACUACCUCUAUAUGCCUGAUUUCUUUAAAAGGGUUCCCUUCUUCUAAAUCUUCAAGACAUAGUUUCAGCUCAUCUAUGUUGUAAUCGUAAUGUGAUAUAGACAGUCUCUGUGAAAAUUGUUUGUUCAUUAAACAAAAACUUCCUGUUA